AUGGGACGUGAGAAUCAACCAAGAUGCAAAGCCCAUGGACAUGAACAAGCGCGGUUCAGUCUCGGCGAAGGAUUCUUCCUCCUUUCCAAGCAGCGUACGGCCGCAGUAGAUAGGGCAACAGGAUUGCGAAGAGCGAUUGACCUAAGUCGCCUUCCAACACCCACGACGUUGGGUAUCACCAUGCACGCUUCCUUCCUCCGUGAGGAAAUUUGGCAUUGCCAAUUUAACGUACUGCUUCUCCACGCGAAUGGUCUUCACUUCCCACUUCGGACGUUCAUUAUCCCACCCAAGUUUCAUGGGCUGUACCAUACCAAUGCAAUGUGGCAGAGUGUUACCGUAUUGAAACAGGUGUCGAUCAACCAGAUCAGCUUCCAGAUAGCGGUCGUUCGAUGGAGAGUGGUGGAGAGUGUGUCCAAGCGGACUAGAAACGGCGGAUUCCAUCGUGAUCUCCCGCUCUUUGAAUUAAAUUAUAGCAAGGUCUGA
This is a messenger RNA of Cantharellus anzutake, 483 nucleotides long. RefSeq lists its product as uncharacterized. The transcript is spliced from 4 exons. The coding region runs from base 1 to 483 and encodes 160 amino acids. The record is from RefSeq and is a predicted model, not a curated record. NCBI's taxonomy places the organism in Eukaryota, Fungi, Basidiomycota, Agaricomycetes, Cantharellales, Hydnaceae.